ACGAACGAAUACCGUGACGCUAAUAAUGUUACAAUAUCACAAUGGCGUCUCGUUUUAGUGGUGUUUUACAGCUGACUGACUUGGACGAUUUUAUUACACCUUCUCAGGAAUGCAUUAAACCCGUGAAGAUUGACAAAGUAGAUAGUAGCACUGGAGCUAAAAUCAAAAUACAAGAUGAUGGGUCCUACAUUCAGAUUCAAGAGGGUGGUGGCAUACAGAAACUUAAAAAAGUGGAGAUUUCUUUGUCAGACUGCUUGGCUUGCAGUGGCUGCAUCACAUCGGCUGAAAGUGUGCUUGUGACACAGCAGAGCCAGGAAGAAAUGAUUCGUGUUUUCGAGAAAAAUAAGCAGCUUCAUGUGGAUGGAAAAUCAGACAUGGCAAAAUUAAUAGUAGUGUCAUUAUCACUACAGCCUAUUCUGUCAUUAGCAGUAAGGUAUAAUCUGUCCCCAGAUGAAACAGCACACAAACUGUCGGGCUAUUUCAGGAUGCUUGGUGCUGACCUGGUGUUAGAUAUGGUGGUUGCUGAUGAUUUUGCACUACUUGAAAAUCAGCGGGAAUUUGUGGAACGAUACAGAGCUGCUGAAGAAGCUGCAAAUAGCUCAGAAUUUUUGCCAAUGUUGGCAUCCUCAUGCCCAGGUUGGGUGUGCUAUGCAGAGAAGACUCAUGGCAGUUUAGUUAUUCCACAUAUAGCCACCACAAAAUCGCCACAGCAGAUAAUGGGAUCUCUCAUUAAGGAUCAUUUGGCACGUGAGCUGGGAAGGACACCUGACUCAAUCUAUCAUGUUACGUUGAUGCCAUGUUAUGACAAGAAGCUAGAGGCUUCCCGUGAAGACUUCACAAACCAGCAGUUACACACACGAGAUGUGGACUGCGUCAUCACAGCAAUUGAACUGGAACAGCUUCUGCAGCGUGACAACCAGAGCCUGGCUUCCAUGGAUUCAGUUCAACUUGACUUUCCCUGGAGCAAGACAUUACCAUCUAAUUCAGCACUAGUGUCACAUCAAGGGUCAGGCUCUGGAGGCUAUGCUGAUCUCAUUUUUCUUCAUGCUGCUAGAGAACUAUUUGGUAACAGUCAUCCAGAUCUUCAGUAUAAAUCACUCAGGAACCCAGACUUUCGUGAGGUAAUUCUGGAACAAGAUGGAAGAAUAUUGCUGCGGUUUGCUAUUGCCAAUGGUUUCCGAAAUAUUCAGAAUUUAGUUCAGAAGAUGAAACGAGGAAAGAGCAGUUACCAUUAUGUUGAGGUCAUGGCUUGCCCAUCAGGCUGCCUGAAUGGAGGUGCUCAAGUUCGGCCACAGGACGGUUCCUCUCCCAGAGAACUGACGAUGCGGCUAGAGGCAGUGUAUGAGUCCUUACAGAAACAAGUACCUGAAGAAAAUCACACAGUCCAGGAGCUCUACAGUACAUGGCUUGAAGGAGCUCACAGUGAUAAAUGUGUAGCCAUGUUGCAUACAAAGUAUCAUUCAGUAGAAAAGAUGACUACUGCACUUAAUAUAAAGUGGUGAAAAAAUAUUGGUUUAAUUCUGUGUGUUGAGUGACAUUAAAGCCCAUGUGAUUCAAAUAAACAGACUCAGUUUUAGACAUUUCAUCAAGAAGUAUUGCUGUGUGGUUCCCUGUGUAUGUGUAGAACACCCUUCAGGCUUUUGCAGUCAACAUGUGGAACUCCCCAAAUGGAAUUUAUUUGCUCGACACUGGUACCAGGGCCAUCCACACAACAAGGAGAGGGUUGAUUACAGUUUUAUAAACAUUUGGAACAUGUAUAUAACAGUUUCUUAUAUCACACUAGUUGUUUGGUCUGGAGACCAUCAUCAAGUGUGUGUAUAUAUAUAAAUAGAUAUGUUAUUGCAGCCUUGUAUGAGUAAAUAGAUCCAGUUUCCAAAUGUCAUAACAUUGUUAAAACUGUAUAAACAUUGAGAAUGGCAAUUGUGUGGAAUGUUAUGUUUGUUUUACAUGGGGAGGAAGGAGGUGGUAUGUGAUUGUAGUUUCAGUUUUUGUAUCAUGCAUGUGUAGUUUUGUAAUGUGAAUGAUGCGGUGUUUAUAUACUGUAGCUUAAUUUUCUUUUAGAUGUUCUUGAAGUAGUGUAUGUUUGAAAGACAUUGUUAGGUGUGAUGGGUGUGUUGUAUUGAAUGAAUGAAAGAUCUUUUAUGUGUUGCUGCAAUGUGAUAUAUAAGUGUGUAGUAAUUGAAGUUUUGGAAGUUUCAGUGAGUGUUUCAUGUUUUGAGAGAUAUAAUGGCACAGAGAUGAAGCCAUGUCAUCAUGGUUUAUUGGACAUCAUAGAAUAUGUUGCUGUAAAUAGCUGCUUUAGUGUGUUUAGGAAUGUGGCUGGUUACAGUAGUGUAGUGUGAUAGUUAUAAUAAACUGAUGAUUAUAUUA
Molecule: messenger RNA, 2370 nt
Organism: Cryptotermes secundus
Lineage: Eukaryota; Metazoa; Arthropoda; Insecta; Blattodea; Kalotermitidae
Product: probable cytosolic Fe-S cluster assembly factor AGAP009023
Exons: 9
Coding region: 42-1502 (486 amino acids)
Biological process (GO): iron-sulfur cluster assembly
Cellular component (GO): cytosolic [4Fe-4S] assembly targeting complex
Molecular function (GO): 4 iron, 4 sulfur cluster binding
Source: RefSeq, a predicted model, not a curated record